Molecule: messenger RNA, 4540 nt
Organism: Molossus molossus (Pallas's mastiff bat)
Lineage: Eukaryota; Metazoa; Chordata; Mammalia; Chiroptera; Molossidae
Gene: KCNQ4
Product: potassium voltage-gated channel subfamily Q member 4
Exons: 14
Coding region: 314-2401 (695 amino acids)
Biological process (GO): potassium ion transport; transmembrane transport
Cellular component (GO): membrane
Molecular function (GO): voltage-gated potassium channel activity
Source: RefSeq, a predicted model, not a curated record
GACAUGUGAGCAGCGCGCCUGGGCAGGUGGAAAGGCGAGCGGCAUGGAGCGCGUAAUAAGAGAGUUGGAGUCGGAAAGAGCCGCCCCAGUCGCCGGGGAAGCGGGCGGUCAGUUCGGGCUCCGGCGGCCCCCAGGCUCCGAGCGCCCGCCCCCGGCCCCGGCGAGGCCACUGCCUGGACCCUAGCCCCCGCCGCCUGCGUCCUCCCCGGGCCGCCCCGCCGGCCUCGGGUCCGAGCCAUGUGCCGCUGAGCGCCCCGCGCGCGCCCCCGCCCUGGACUGUCCCCGGGCCCCGGCCCCCCGUCAGGCGCCGCCCAUGGCCGAGGCCCCCCCGCGCCGCCUCGGCCUGGCCCCCCCGCCCGGGGACGCCCCCCGCGCCGAGCUGGUGGCUCUCACGGCGGUGCAGAGCGAGCAGGGCGAGGCGGGCGGGGGCGGCUCCCCGCGCCGCCUGGGCCUCCUAGGCAGCCCCCUGCCUCCGGGUGCGCCCCUCCCGGGGCCCGGCUCCGGCUCCGGCUCCGCCUGCGGCCAGCGCUCCUCGGCCGCUCAGAAGCGCUACCGCCGCCUGCAGAACUGGGUCUACAACGUGCUGGAACGACCCCGCGGCUGGGCCUUCAUCUACCAUGUCUUCAUAUUUUUGCUGGUGUUCACCUGCCUGGUGUUGUCCGUGCUGUCCACUAUCCAGGAGCACCAGGAACUUGCCAAUGAGUGUCUCCUCAUCUUGGAAUUUGUGAUGAUCGUGGUGUUUGGCCUGGAGUACAUCAUCCGUGUCUGGUCCGCUGGAUGCUGCUGCCGCUACCGAGGAUGGCAGGGCCGCUUCCGCUUUGCCAGAAAACCCUUCUGUGUCAUCGACUUCAUCGUGUUCGUGGCCUCGGUGGCCGUCAUCGCCGCGGGCACGCAGGGCAACAUCUUUGCCACGUCCGCGUUGCGCAGCAUGCGCUUCCUGCAGAUCCUACGCAUGGUGCGCAUGGACCGCCGCGGCGGCACCUGGAAGCUGCUGGGCUCCGUGGUCUACGCGCACAGCAAGGAGCUGAUCACCGCCUGGUACAUUGGGUUCCUGGUGCUCAUCUUCGCCUCCUUCCUGGUCUAUCUGGCCGAGAAGGAUGCCAACUCUGACUUCUCCUCCUACGCUGACUCGCUUUGGUGGGGAACGAUCACACUGACAACCAUCGGCUAUGGUGACAAGACGCCUCACACGUGGCUGGGCAGGGUCCUGGCUGCUGGCUUCGCCUUACUCGGCAUCUCCUUCUUUGCCUUGCCUGCCGGCAUCCUUGGCUCUGGCUUUGCCCUGAAGGUGCAGGAGCAGCACCGGCAGAAGCACUUUGAGAAGCGGAGGAUGCCAGCGGCCAACCUCAUCCAGGCUGCAUGGCGCCUAUACUCCACUGACAGGAACCGGGCCUACCUGACGGCCACCUGGUACUACUACGACAGUAUCCUCCCCUCCUUCAGAGAGCUGGCCCUCUUGUUUGAGCACGUACAACGGGCCCGCAAUGGGGGCCUACGGCCCCUGGAGGUGCGGCGGGCGCCAGUACCCGACGGAGCGCCCUCCCGUUACCCGCCCGUUGCCACCUGCCACCGGCCGGGCAGCGCCUCCUUCUGCCCUGGGGAAAGCAGCCGCAUGGGCAUCAAAGACCGCAUCCGCAUCGGCAGCUCCCAGCGGCGGACAGGCCCCUCCAAGCAGCACCUGGCACCGCCACCAAUGGCCACCUCCCCGAGCAGUGAGCAGGUGGGUGAGCCCACCAGCCCCACCAAGGUCCAGAAGAGCUGGAGCUUCAAUGACCGCACUCGCUUCCGGGCCUCUCUGAGACUCAAACCCCGAGCUUCUGCUGAGGAGGGCCCCUCCGAGGAAGUGGCAGAGGAGAAAGGCUACCAGUGUGAGCUCACGGUGGACGACGUCAUGCCCGCUGUGAAGACAGUCAUCCGCUCAGUCAGGAUCCUGAAGUUCCUGGUGGCCAAAAGGAAAUUCAAGGAGACACUGCGACCAUACGACGUGAAGGACGUCAUCGAGCAGUACUCGGCAGGGCACCUGGACAUGCUGGGCAGGAUCAAGAGUCUUCAGACUCGGGUGGACCAGAUUGUGGGCAGGGGCCCCGGGGACCGUAAGGCCCGGGAGAAAGGCGACAAGGGGCCCUCGGACACCGAGGCGGCGGAUGAAAUUAGUAUGAUGGGACGCGUGGUCAAGGUGGAAAAGCAGGUGCAGUCCAUCGAGCACAAAUUGGACCUGCUGUUGGGUUUCUACUCGAGGUGCCUACGUUCUGGCACCUCGGCCAGCCUGGGCACCGUGCAAGUGCCGCUUUUAGACCCGGACAUCACCUCGGACUACCACAGCCCUGUGGACCACGAGGACAUCUCCAUCUCCGCACAGACGCUCAGCAUCUCCCGCUCGGUCAGCACCAACAUGGACUGAGGGGCUUCUCAGUGUCCGGACCGCACUCGGCCAGCCCCUCCGCCUGGCGCUCGGACCCGCCCCCUGAGGCCUCGGGACUCUUCUCUUACUUGAACUCGCUCCCUUGUGGGGAGAGAGGCCACACGCAGUAUUGAGCUGCCUAGGUGGGCAAGAUACCCGCUGUGGGUGCCAGAGACGCGCCCCACCUCAGGAGCGUGAGAUGCCAGGCCGCACAGAGGGCAGCAGCAGCGCUGCCCAGCGACUUCUGGGCCCCCCAGUGCCCUGCGCGUUCCAUCAAGGCCCAACCCGGCCCGCCUGGCACGGGCACUGCCCCGGGAGUGGGAGCGGGUCGCUGGGGCUCUGGGUCCUGAACCAGCUUCCAGCUAUGCAAGGUGAGGUCUCUUGGCCCGCCCUUCGGACAGAGCAGGGAGCCCUCCCGCCAAGUUCCCACCCCCCUUGGGGGUGGGCCCAAGGUGCCCUCACAGGUACCCACAAGCAUAGGACCCUGCCAUAAGGCAGGUGGGCACCAUAUAUGCAAACCAUGUUAAAUAUGCAACUUUGGGGACCCCCAUGGGGUCCCUUUGCCCAUCCCUUAUUGGGAGAUGGGCCCCCAGCAGUAGCUGGUCUCAGGCUGCUUGGCCAUGAUCCCCAUUUCCUCUCUUUGGCUUAUCACCCCUCCCCACCCAGCAUGGGGCCUGUUUCUCCCUUGCCUCCUCCAAGAGCUGUGCCUGGGCCUUUCUUCCCCUUUUCAGUGUCCCCGCCCAGGAGGCCUCUCUUCCUGCCAGAUGUCUAUUCCCCUCUUUGGCCCUCCAUUCACAUUUGACAGCACAGGUUUCUGUACUCUCCCCCAAACCUCCCAGAUAAUGCUCCCAUGUCCCACAAACAUGUCCCGUUAGUUUCCCCAGACAUGCAGAAAGUCACUCACACUCACACUGACACACACACACACGCAUGGAGACAUGAGUACAGAGCCACUUAGCCUUUCUGGGGCCUCUGCCGCUGAUGCCAAUGGACUGGCCUUGCAGGAUGAUGUCCACUAAGUGGUGCCCCCACUCCAUCCAGGUAUCAGAGGGAGCUCUGAAGUGAACCCAGGCCUAUCCAGGCCCCACCCCAGAGCUUUACUAGAGUCCCUUUCUCAAGAAGAUCUACUCCUCACUGGUCCAGGAGCCCUAACUGCUGCCUCUGCUUGUCCCCAAGGGCCCUUCUUGAUGUUCCCCCAGCACAACUCAGGCCUAGGCCUUUGGGGCCUGGAUAGCACUGGAAAGACCCCAGGCCCUUCCCCAGGUGGUUAUCAGGCUUGCUUCUAUCUAAGCUUGCCUUUCUACUCACUGUAACUCCCAGAGAGAAAAAUAAUGCACUAGCAACCACCGUAUUCAGGCCCCAACUGUGCAUCUGACACUCACAUGCACUGUUUCCCCUCCUUCCAUACCCUACUUUUCACUUUAGUUGGUAGCCCCUAUACUGGCAUAAGCCCUCAUCCACUCCAGGCCCCCAGCACUUCUUUGGUAUUCCUACCCCCUUGCUCCUCUUCUGCAAAGUUACUGCAGGUGGCAGGAGAGUGAUGGGUAGUGGCUGAUGAGGGGACCUUCUUUGGGGUACCAGUGAACAAGGGGCUGAGGCCCAGCUGCCUGCAUCUCAUGACUGGGGACCUGCAUGCACCAGCACCAGGGCUGGGGUUGGAUUUUGCUCAGCCCCAUGGUGCCCAGCCUCUGCCCAACAUGCCCUCUGCAUGUCACCAUCAUGCCCUGGAUGGAGCCUAUCCUGGCUUACCUCACCUGCGCUGCACUGUCCCCAGCGAGACACCCCUGGCCCCUCAGAGACAGAGAUGUGGAGAGGGGCAGGAGAAUGGAAUUAUCCUAUGACUAAAGGAGACUGGGGAAGAAGCCCUUGCUCCUUCCACAGUCAAGGUUCCCCACCAAACCGGUUCUCAGAUAUGCAAGUACCUCACUUUGUUAACUUAUUAACUUAUUGGUUUCAUUAAAGUUUUCAGUAGGAGGUGGUUGGCCUUGGCUGUUUGGUGGCUGUGGUGUGGGGGUGGAAUGACAUGAUUUGGAUUAGAGGACUCUUAAUUGUAACAACAAAACUCAAUGCGUUAUGGCUUAAGCAAAAAACAAACAAACAAAAAAAAACCAACAACGAAACCUAUUGGCCCAGAUAACG